CGCCCGUCCAAUUUCCUCUCUCCCAUUACCGCCAUGUCCGCCUUCCGCGUCCUCUCAAAGCACUCCCGCUCCCUCUCGCGCUCCCUCGCCGCCCGCUCUUUCCACACCCCCUUUGUCGCCCUCUCCGAAUCCCCCCUCACCGCUCCCCCGCCCCCGACCAGUAACGUAUCGGGCAUCUACGAGAAGAACAUCGAGUACAACUCGGAGCCCACCCCCUCCGCCAACGGCUCGUACCAUUAUGUCGUCUCGCAGCCCGACCCGAGCAACACCCCCUACGCCGUCCCGUCCGGCGCUUACCCCACCUCCGCGCCCUACGUCAACUACACCGCGACUGAGCGUCCGGAGGUGCUCGAUCAACCCAAGUCCUCCACCAGCCCGAACCCAGCUCAUCCCACUCUGAGCCGGGCUGUGCCCAGGAACGACUCGGGCGUGCAGGAGAGCGCUGCCGUCAGGCACGAGAACAACCCCAACAAGGGCACCGAGUUGAUGGACAAGUCGAGCACCCAGGGCUCGAAUAACCUGCAGGAGAGGAAUCCGCCUCCCAUUCAGGAUGUCGGAGAGAAGUUUGGCAGCAUGGGUGUCAAGGAUGCUUGGAAGGCCCGGAACUGAGCGCGGCUUCCGUCAUGCGCUCGAGCUCGCAUGGGAGCUCGAGCUUCAGUCGUUCCGUAAUAAUAGACCGGAGACGCAACGCGUUGUACCAUAGCAAGAACUUCGUCCUUUAAUCGUUGGCGUCUCCAUUUCCUAUCCACCUGUAUUGUUAUUACCCUACUCGUCUUUGCAGUUCGUCGUACGCGGUCAGACCAUGUCCUUCCCGUAUUUAUUAUGCAUUCAUGUUGUCGUGCUCCGUCUUCUUGUCGUGGAUGUUUGGACGUGAACGCCGAACGUUCAGUGGCAUCAGUCCCAAUACGGC
Messenger RNA from Gloeophyllum trabeum ATCC 11539, 910 nucleotides. RefSeq lists its product as uncharacterized. The record is from RefSeq and is a predicted model, not a curated record. The transcript has 2 exons. Lineage: Eukaryota; Fungi; Basidiomycota; Agaricomycetes; Gloeophyllales; Gloeophyllaceae. The coding region runs from base 34 to 609 and encodes 191 amino acids.